Racocetra persica is the source of this 687-nucleotide messenger RNA. NCBI's taxonomy places the organism in Eukaryota, Fungi, Glomeromycota, Glomeromycetes, Diversisporales, Gigasporaceae. The record is from the annotation of a GenBank genome assembly.
GUGAAAAAAUUGCAAAGCGUCAAAACAUCGAGAAUAUAGAUAAACAAUCAAACGAACAAAUAACAAUAGUAGAAAAUAAUAUGAAUGAAAUGAAUAGAAAAAAAUGGAUUAAUGCGCGGGAUUCGAAAAUAGAAAAGAAAAUUAAAAAUCAAAUAAAUAAAAUAAUUGAAGAAAGAAAUAAAAAUCAAAUAAAUGAAAUAAUCAUUGAAGAAAUAAAUAAAAAUGUAAGAAAAUUAAUGAUGAAAACAACUGGUCCUAUUUAUUACAGAAAGAAAUAUAUGUCAGAGUGGAUAAUUAGACAAAAAAUAGGGAAAAUAAUCAAGAAUAGUAUAGAGGAAACAAGUGAGAAUAAAAUUAAUAAAUUGAUAGAUACUCUUUUGGAAAAUAUGAGGCCAAUGAUAGAUGAAGAUAAAAUUAUAAAGGACCUGAUUAAAGACGCAGAGAAAACGGAGUUAGAAUCAACGAAAAAAGAAUUGAAAAAUGAUCGUAUUAAUAAAGAAAAGACAAAAAUUGAUAAAAAGAAAAAUAUUGAGGUAAUUGAAAAAAAGAAAAGUAUUAAGGAAAUUGAAGAAAAGAAAAGUAUUGAGGAAAUUGAAGAAAAGAAAAGUAUUGAGAAAAUUGAAGAAAAGAAAAGUAUUGAGGAAAUUGAAGAAAAGAAAAGUAUUGAGGAAAUUAAAGAAAAGAAAA